UGCUGGUCUGAAACCAAAUAUGGACCGGGAGAGUGGAGUAUGUAGUAGCAAACCGUCUGAGGUAUGGGAUAACUACCCCCUCCCCCGCGCAAGGCUCUAGUUUUUGCUCGUCUAUCACAUACGAAUAACCAUUCCCAAGGCUAGGGAAAGAAGAAAGAGGUUGACAGAGACAUCAAUAACCAAUCGAGGAUCCCUGGUGAAAACUAUACUAUUUGUAUUACGCCUUGGUCUGCGUCUCCGUCGACAGACAACCAACAAGGAAGACAGGUCCGGGCCGGAGGGGCAGGAGGAUUGAUUCCUACUCUGAACACUGCAGCAACGGCCUCAAUCCAGUUGAAUGAUUACGAAAUUAAUGCCCGGAAGAAGAGAAAUCACUCGAACGUGUUACACCGGCCUUCUGCAACCUUUUCUAAGAAGGCUCUACCCACCAGCCCUUGGAGACAUAAUUUCAUCAUGUGCUCAAGAUCCGCUUCCGCGUUCAUAGCUAUCUCCAUAGCUCCCCCAUAACCUUUUUGCAGAACUCUCAUCUUCCCAGCAGAGCUUCUGUGGAUCUGCUGGAGUUGUUGAUUUUGCCUUAGAGAUGCUUUAGAUUCAUCUUGUCGUUUCUGGGUUGUAAUGUCUGGAUGUCGGCCCUCUACUCGGAUAGCAUUCAAUUCGGGGACUCAGCACGCACAUAUUCCGAGUACUAUACCCAGUUACCUCUUCCAUACAGGAGUGGCUUGCGCCUUUUGGGCCCACACCGGAGUCUACAUCCCCACUGGGGGUUUGGGAGGGUGUUGGCUUGAACGAAGAUGCCGGCUGGGACAACGGUGGAUCGGGUAGAACGGGCACUACUAGCAAGUCUAGAUCUCAUGAUAAGUAGCCAGGAAUGUAAGGUUUCUCCGGAAUCCUGAGAAGUACUAGUUUCAGAACCCGUACUUGGGCAGAUAUUUGGUUCCUCCUGAGAAGCACCACCCCGCCCAUAUCUGUGAC
Molecule: messenger RNA, 972 nt
Organism: Tuber aestivum (summer truffle)
Lineage: Eukaryota; Fungi; Ascomycota; Pezizomycetes; Pezizales; Tuberaceae
Source: the annotation of a GenBank genome assembly